Balearica regulorum gibbericeps (East African grey crowned-crane) is the source of this 2104-nucleotide messenger RNA. NCBI's taxonomy places the organism in Eukaryota, Metazoa, Chordata, Aves, Gruiformes, Gruidae. The record is from RefSeq and is a predicted model, not a curated record.
UUCUAACUGGACCAAAAUUCCACCACCACUUUUCAAAAAAGUUGUCAUUGUGCUGAUAGAUGCUUUGAGAGAUGACUUUGUGUUUGGAUCCAAAGGUAAACAGUUCAUGCCGUAUACUACACAAGUUGUUGAAAAAGGGACAUCCUACAGUUUCAUUGCUGAAGCGAAGCCACCCACUGUGACUAUGCCUCGAAUUAAGGCUUUGAUGACAGGUAGCAUACCUGGUUUCAUUGAUGUUAUUGUGAACCUCAAUUCUCCAGCUCUGUUGGAUGACAAUCUGAUAUGGCAGGCAAAAACAGCUGGGAAAAGAAUUAUCUUUUAUGGUGAUGACACUUGGGUUAAAUUGUUUCCAAAGCAUUUCGUGGAGUAUGAUGGAACAACAUCCUUUUUCGUGUCAGACUUUACAGAGGUUGAUGAUAAUGUUACCAGGCAUUUGGACAGAGUAUUAAAGAGAGAAGACUGGGACCUCCUAAUACUACAUUACCUGGGGUUGGACCAUAUUGGACAUGUGACUGGGCCAAACAGCCCAUUAGUGGGACCAAAACUUCGUGAAAUGGAUAACAUCCUGAAGAAGAUUCAUAUUUCUCUUCUUUCAAAGGAAGAAGCUUCUCUGCCCAAUUUGCUAGUUGUUUGUGGGGAUCAUGGGAUGUCUGAAACAGGUAGUCAUGGUGGUUCUUCAGAAGGAGAAGUGCACACACCGCUGCUGUUUAUCAGCUCUGCUUUUGAAAAGAGAAGUGGUCCUUUAACCCAACCUGAACUUGUGCAACAAACUGAUUUAGCUAGCACACUGGCAGUAGGUCUUGGCCUACCAAUUUCAAGAAACAGUGUUGGGAAUCUUAUAUUGCCAGUUGUAGGAGGCAAGACAAUGAGAGAACAACUACGUUUUGUGCACUUGAAUGGGUUCCAGCUUAGCAGGCUGCUGCAAGAGAAUACACCUGCAUAUGAAAAAGAUCCUGGAUAUGAACAUUUUAAGAUAGCAGAAAAGUCCCAUGGUAAUUGGAUCAAACUAUAUUUAGAGGGGAAUAAUUCAGAAAUACUCUUAAACCUUGGCAAAAAGGUCCUGAAGCAAUAUUUGGAGGCCCUGAAGACUCUGAGUUCUUCACUAAGCAAACAAGUGGCACAAUAUGACAUGUAUUCAAUGAUGGUGGGGACUGUGAUCAUUAUGGAGGUUCUGCUGCUGCUUUUGCUCAGUGUUCCAAAAGCCCUGAGCAGCCAGGCAGAAUUUGAAGUGCCCCUUUCCCCUCCACUAUUCUCUCUGCUGUUUUACUUGAUGUGUCUGAUGCUGUGUGCAGUUCACGUCAUUGUAUGCACAUCGGCAGAAAGUUUAUGCUAUUUCUGCAGUAUGUCCUGGUUAACAGCAGUUGGAGUGAUGAUGCUGAUUUCUGCACUCAUGUGCGGUAUUUUAUCUGCCAUUGCAAAGAUCUUUGAGAGUUCCAGACUUCGACUGAAGAAUCCAGUUGUGUCCAGUUCUAGCUGGUCAGAAAUAGAUGUGCUGAUUCUAGCUGGAACAAUUGGCCAUGUUUUGAGUUUGGGGGCAAGUAGUUUUAUAGAAGAGGAACAUCAAACCUGGUAUUUUCUUAUCAAUACACUUUGUUUGGUGCUGUGUCAGGAACUUUGUAGAAAUAAUUUUCUUCUGAAAGAAUGUGACCCUCAACAUAGCACCACUGUGAAACAAAAUUUUGAUGUUAUCAGAGAAGCCUCUGAGUGCAAGAAUAUAGACAUUCCAGCAGCAGGUAAUUCAAAAUUGGGCAAGGCCACCUCUUCAGCUGAAUUCAUAAAAGGAUCAGAUAAGUGGAUAAGUUUAGCGAGUCCAUGGAUCAUCCUUAUUUGCUGUCGGCUGCUUCGAUCCUUGAAUCAGACAGGCGUCCAGUGGGCUCAUCGGCCAGACUUUGGACAUUGGCUGACAAGCUCUGAACAUAAAUCUGAACUCUCCUUCUUGGCUGCAGUCUGCCUACUUAUGAUCUUCUUUCUGGUUCAAAGAAGAUGCUCACUGGCUUCAAAAAUUGCUAUGGCACUCGGGCUCCUGGGAAUCUACAGUUACCGGGCAUCUAUUGGGAAUGUCAUAUUUCCAUGGCAACGUGACAGCAAAGAUAUUUCAAAGUAA